This is a messenger RNA of Odontomachus brunneus, 3154 nucleotides long. It is a transcript of the gene hgo, whose product is annotated as homogentisate 1,2-dioxygenase. The transcript has 8 exons. Gene Ontology annotation, biological process: L-phenylalanine catabolic process. The record is from RefSeq and is a predicted model, not a curated record. Gene Ontology annotation, molecular function: homogentisate 1,2-dioxygenase activity. NCBI's taxonomy places the organism in Eukaryota, Metazoa, Arthropoda, Insecta, Hymenoptera, Formicidae. The coding region runs from base 150 to 1499 and encodes 449 amino acids. Gene Ontology annotation, cellular component: cytoplasm.
UUGCAUAAUAACAAUCUCGUCGUCAUUGCGUAGUCUGAGGACAACCACGGUCCCCCCCGUUUGUAUAAAACGGGGGACGCCACUGAAACCUCCGUAUUUCCUCCGUGUCAGGAAAAGACAUCGGCGUGCUCCGAGCCAUCAGCCGCAUCAUGAAAGACGAGUUUAAGUAUCUCACGGGAUUCGGCUGCGAAUUCUCCAGCGAGGAUGAGCGCUGUCCAGGAGCACUACCCGUUAGGCAGAACAAUCCGCAGAAGUGUCCAUAUGGUCUUUACGCCGAGCAAUUGUCGGGAACGGCGUUCACCGCUCCACGUGCUGAAAACAAAAGAUCGUGGCUCUAUCGGAUGAGACCAUCCUGCGUUCACAAAAUGUUCAAACCUUUUACCAAAAUGCACGAUAUCGAAUCUUACUUAACCAACGAUUGGAACAGGAUUCAUCCAAAUCCUAAUCAGUUAAGAUGGAAAACAUUCGACGUUCCUACUCGACGAGAUCCCGAGGUCGACUUCGUCGAAGGUCUUCAUACCUUGUGCGGUGCUGGUGACCCCAGAACGCGCCAGGGUAUCGCGGUGCACGUGUACCUCUGCAACGCGUCGAUGAAGGAUAGGGCUUUCUACAACGCCGACGGCGAUUUCCUCAUCGUCCCGCAGUUGGGCGUUCUGCAGAUCACUACCGAGUUCGGCAAGAUUCGAUGCGAGCCGAACGAGAUUUGCGUGAUUCAGCAAGGCAUGCGAUUUUCCGUCACUGUCUUUGGACCAUCCAGGGGAUACAUCCUCGAGGUCUUUGACAAUCACUUCCGAUUACCGGAACUGGGACCAAUAGGUGCGAACGGCUUGGCGAACCCGAGAGACUUCCAAACGCCGGUCGCAUGGUACGAGGAUCGUGAGAUCGAUUAUGAGAUCGUAUGCAAAUAUCAGGGAAAGCUGUUCGUGGCCAGCCAAGGUUGCAGUCCCUUCAACGUGGUCGCGUGGCACGGCAAUUACGUACCUUACAAGUACAAUCUCGAUGCAUUCAUGGUCGUCAACUCUGUCUCCUUUGAUCACUGCGAUCCGUCCAUCUUCACUGUGCUGACGUGCCCCACUAACAAGCCUGGAACCGCCGCGGCCGACUUUGUGAUCUUUCCACCCCGUUGGUCCGUGCAAGAGCACACUUUCCGACCCCCUUACUAUCAUCGCAAUUGCAUGAGCGAGUUCAUGGGGCUGAUAAAGGGUCGUUACGAGGCGAAAGAGGAAGGCUUCCAAGCUGGCGGCGCGACUCUGCAUUCUAUGAUGACCCCGCACGGGCCCGACACACGCUGCUUCGAGGCCGCGUCCAAGGCCGAGCUGCUGCCGGAGAGAAUCGCCGAUGGCACGCAAGCCUUCAUGUUCGAGAGUUCGUACAGCUUGGCAGUGACGGAAUGGGCUGACAAGAUCUGCAACAAGCUGGACGACCAGUAUUACGAAUGCUGGCAGGACCUGCGGAAGCACUUCGACCCGACCGACAAGGCGGCCAAAGUUGCUCAGUAAGAAGGAUCGCCGCGGCGUGCAGCUUCUAUCUUCAUCUUAACGCACCCCGCGACCGGUCGUCGUUGACCUGGCUUGAGUCUUUGAUCUUUAUCCUUCUCUUCCACCCGAUGUGGAUGUUAACCCUUUCUACUCUCCUACUCUCCUGUGUCGAAUAGAUACCACGUUGCGUUCCAAUGGAUCUCAUGAGUCAAUUCUUAUACAUUACUAUUAUAUUCGAUAUAAAUAUAUUACUAAAUACGUUGCUGCAUUAGUUGGGUACCCAGACAUUGAAGUAGACGCGAAGAGCACAUGAUGUUGUCGCAUGAUGUUGAGCACAAAAUGAUUGAAUUUCUGUAGAUCUGGAGAGGAAUGUCGAGGAUAACACGGCCGGGAAGGGUUUAAGAUCAUUGCCUAGCGUGUAUUUUGGCGUGUAUCUUGACACGCACAUCGAGAAGCAGGAUCAAAAGAGCGAAACUGUUCUCGAGUCUCUAAUAUCUGCGGAUCGAGAGAGCAGCAUCGCGCUUCGCUUCGCGAAUUCUUCCUCCGGCCGGCCGCCGAGAAACGCUUUCGUAGCGUGUCGCGCGCACGUUCGCGAGAUAUCGUGCGAAGAAAUGGCGAAGUUAUCUGGUGCGUGCAGCUGGGACUGGUUAUGAAUUCGCCGCAUCGACAACAUCGUCCGCACGAAUCUUGCUGCACGCGCACGAGUGCAAGAAACUUUUAAUUACAUCCCACCUCUUGUCGAGAAAAUUGCGUCGGCUCUCGCGACCGAUGUCAUCGCGACUCGACGCGGGGACGUUAGAUAAGAGGACACGGUGCGCCACGCACCAUGUCGCGACACUGCUUCGCGGUAGCGAGUCGACAUUUGUGCCGGAGACGGCAAUGGAAACCUCAAAGCAUGAAAUCUCAGUCACGAUCGAGAUCGAUCGACAUCAAUUUCAAGCAACCGCCGGAGGGGAUAGUUCCGCAACAUCAUGUCCGAUAACGGCUUCUAAGGACGCGCUACGUGAAAAAUUGUAAGAUCGCAAUUGUGUGUUGCAACUGCGAGUAAUCAUAAGUGUUUGUAACCGCACUGUGUGUUUGCAACGAGAGAAUAAAUAUCGCCUUAUCUCAGAGGUAUGACGUUCAUGCGAAUGUUUAUGAAACCGUGCAGCCUUCUGUACGUAUUCGCGACGCAUGUAGCGCGAUUUUGUUAUUUAAAUAACCGGUACUGCUGCGUGUCACGUUCAUUAACGUGAUUGUGGUGUAUCUAAUUUUCCGCGAUCGAAUUAUCAAUCGAGUCAAAGGUAUGUUGCUGGUAUCUUGCAGUCGAUCGCCGCGAGUAACCUGCAAUUAUAUCGCUGUUAUUUUCACUCAACGCUUUCCUCUACGAUGUUAUUGAAAUUUCAUCAAAGCGAUGCGUAUCCUGCCAGCAGGAUAUUUUUUAUUUCAUUCCCGCGCAACGACCUUGCUUAAAUUAGUGUCAUUUUAAAAAAAUAUAUUUUUGUUUAUGAUGUCAUUUUAAAAUAUAUAUUUUUUUGUUAACGGCGUAGAAAUCUUCAUGGAUAUAUGUAUAUAUAUAUUUUUUUAAUAAUUUACAAUGCUCUGCGAAGUUUACAUUAAAAGAAAUACUGAUAAGCGCUUUGUGAAUAUAUUAUAUUAAAUAUGAUAUAUAUUAAACGACAUAUGUUCUAAAAUGA